Molecule: messenger RNA, 2455 nt
Organism: Mandrillus leucophaeus (drill)
Lineage: Eukaryota; Metazoa; Chordata; Mammalia; Primates; Cercopithecidae
Gene: ABHD5
Product: abhydrolase domain containing 5
Exons: 7
Coding region: 60-1109 (349 amino acids)
Biological process (GO): positive regulation of triglyceride catabolic process; negative regulation of triglyceride storage
Cellular component (GO): lipid droplet
Source: RefSeq, a predicted model, not a curated record
CCAGUGCGGCCGGCGGGCGGUGCCCAGCAGACCCUGCACCUGACUGCGAGGCGCGGGAAAUGACCGGGUGUCUCUGUCAGCCUCCUAGCGCGGCUUCCGUCUGCAGGUCAGGAUGGCUAACUGGCUGGCUCCCUACGUGGUGCCCUACGUCUACAUUACACCUUAAAGAAGCUGAAGAGAAGAUGUUAAAAUGUGUCCCUUGCACAUACAAAAAAGAACCUGUUCGUAUAUCUAAUGGAAAUAAAAUAUGGACACUGAAGUUCUCUCAUAAUAUUUCAAAUAAGACUCCACUUGUCCUUCUACAUGGUUUUGGAGGAGGUCUUGGGCUCUGGGCACUGAAUUUUGGAGAUCUUUGCACCAACAGACCUGUCUAUGCUUUUGACCUAUUGGGUUUUGGACGAAGUAGUAGACCCAGGUUUGACAGUGACGCAGAAGAAGUGGAGAAUCAGUUUGUGGAAUCCAUUGAAGAGUGGAGAUGUGCCCUCGGAUUGGACAAAAUGAUCUUGCUUGGGCACAACCUAGGUGGAUUCUUGGCUGCUGCUUACUCGCUGAAGUACCCAUCAAGGGUUAAUCAUCUCAUUUUAGUGGAACCUUGGGGCUUCCCUGAACGACCAGACCUUGCUGAUCAAGACAGACCAAUUCCAGUUUGGAUCAGAGCCUUGGGAGCAGCAUUGACUCCCUUUAACCCUUUAGCUGGCCUAAGGAUUGCAGGACCCUUUGGUUUAAGUCUAGUGCAGCGUUUAAGGCCUGAUUUCAAACGGAAGUAUUCUUCAAUGUUCGAAGACGAUACUGUGACAGAAUACAUCUACCACUGUAAUGUACAGACUCCAAGUGGUGAGACAGCUUUCAAGAAUAUGACUAUUCCUUAUGGAUGGGCAAAAAGGCCAAUGCUCCAGCGAAUUGGUAAAAUGCACCCUGACAUUCCAGUUUCAGUGAUCUUUGGCGCCCGCUCCUGCAUAGAUGGCAAUUCUGGCACCAGCAUCCAGUCCUUACGACCACAUUCAUAUGUGAAGACAAUAGCUAUUCUUGGGGCAGGACAUUAUGUAUAUGCAGAUCAACCAGAAGAAUUCAACCAGAAAGUAAAGGAGAUCUGUGACACUGUGGACUGAACACACUGAAACUCUGAUGGGAAAACCUGGUUACUGAUACAGUUGUUCAGCAAUAAUUCAUAGUAUAUGCUGAAGAGUAAUGAAUACAACACAAGAACCAGGCAGCCUUCUUGACUAUACUUUGCACAUGUUUUCUUUAGGAAUUCACUCGCACAUUUAAACCAGUUAGUGCCUUCUAGAAGAAUGGCUUUCCUUUCUCCUACACAAAAUUAAAAUAUACAAGUCUCUAAAUUUAAUACCUUUAAAUAGAAGGUUAUUUGUCCCUCUCAUGUACUGAAAAACUAAUUUUUCAGCUGAAAAAUUUUUAUCUAAUUUUGCUAAUCAGUUACUUUUUAUAUUGCAAUCUAUAUUGCCAAUUUAGGAAGUGAUUUCUGAGUCUCUUACACUGUAAAGGUGCACUUUAUUUUCUUUGUCUUCCCCAUCAUGUAUUUAUUGUGUCUGAUGACUGAUAUUAAUCUAAAUUCAAUGUGUUUUUAUGUAAAAAAAUCUGUCAGUUGUUUAGAAUAUUUCACUUUGUUUUUGAAAUGGAGCAACAAGGCAGAGUUUUGGUUAAAGGAUGGGAGUUGAUCACUAUCAUUACUUUUUCUAGUUUACCUCUUUUUUAUAUUUAAGGCUGCUAAGCCAUGUUCAGCAUUUUAAAUGUGGUCUAUCCUGACAUACACAGUGUAUAACAACAUAACUCCUUGGAACCUCCUAUGUGUGGUAUGAUUCUACACUUCCAAGGAACAUGACUUUAAUACUUCAGUGAUUCAGGUACUGAAAAGCCUUAGCUGAAAGGCUGUUCUUUGUUUCUCCCUUUCAUACUAUUCUUUUCCAUGACCCAGGAUACAGCAAAUGAAACAAAUUUCUUCACUUAAGGGGAUAUUAAGACUGUUACUUCCUAGUAAGCUGAGUAAUGUCGUAUUUUUAUUAACAUCUAACUUUUGUAGAUGGGUGCUAAAAAUGCAUACAUUUUAACCACUAAAAUAGAAAAACAGGUGGUGCUAUUAUGUCUCAUGGCACCAGAAAUGAGCUAGCACUUGGGUUUGUUGUUGUUGUUGUUUAUUAAGAGUAUUGUGUUAAUUAAAUCAUUACAUACUUGAAGUUAUAUUACAAAAAUUCUAAAAGGUUGAUUGAACUAUUUUUUUAGGAACUACCAUCAAGUGUAGAAUUUUCUUGCAGUUUUAAAAUGAGGAAAACUUCUUUGAAACUGUGAAAAAGCUCCAUGUGGUAACUGGCUGCUGAGAAAACCCUUCACCAAAAAAAUAAAUAAAAAUUGAAUAGGAUUGUCAUCAAGAAGGCAUCUUUGGCUAACAUUGCUUGUCCAGGAGAAAGGUAGCUAUGUAAAUAAAAACAGUGAACUAGAG